Drosophila novamexicana is the source of this 1476-nucleotide messenger RNA. It is a transcript of the gene Dolk, whose product is annotated as dolichol kinase. Gene Ontology annotation, cellular component: endoplasmic reticulum membrane. The transcript is spliced from 4 exons. Lineage: Eukaryota; Metazoa; Arthropoda; Insecta; Diptera; Drosophilidae. Gene Ontology annotation, biological process: dolichyl monophosphate biosynthetic process. Gene Ontology annotation, molecular function: dolichol kinase activity. Bases 11 to 1405 code for a protein of 464 amino acids. The record is from RefSeq and is a predicted model, not a curated record.
UAUUAAAAGUAUGCUCGAGCGACUUUUGCCCAGGCCCCAUGCUUCGACGGGCGGUUGGCUAUGCUUGCUAUUGCCCACGGCCCUGAUCACAAGCUAUCUGCAUACACAGACCGCGUCGCCGGCCUGUCCACCCACGGAUGCAGUGCAUCAGCUUCUGAUUGCAGUCGCAAUUGGCAUGUGCCUGCGGACGCUUUUCUUUCUCUUGAGUUCCUACCUUAAGACUGGACCCCUUAUUGAGCGUGCGAGCAACCUGCUGCCCGGCAUUGCCACCAGCCUCUGGCUGACGCUGCUCUUGGACAUAACCUGGCCGUUUGCCCUGAUCGCUGGCCUGCUGCUCAUCCGCCUCUACCAGCAUGUCUACAUUAGCGUGCUGCGCGGUCUGCCCCAGACAUUCACCUUUGGCGAGGCUGCAAUUCUGGUGCAGGGACUCGUGCUCUUCCUGCUCAACGCCAGUUUCCGGCUGUGGUCGGAUCCGAAGCCCGCAUCUGAUUUUGGCCAAUUGAAUGCCAUAAUGCAGAGUGCCUUAGUCUCGUUGCUGUGCGCCUGCGUGCUGCUGGCGCUGUUGCGAUUCCUGCGCCAGCCGCUGCCCUUCUACCUGCUGAUGCUGCUGCUGCUCGCGGCCGUCACCUGCGCGCCCGUAACCCAGCCCUUGCCCCUGAUUGCCCUGCUCCAGUUCAUGUUCAAGGAGCAGAUCAGACUGUUCAUCAUAGCGUUCUAUCUGCUGCUCGUGGGCCUCACCUGCGCCACCGUCAGCUGGCAGCUGGGCAACUCGACGCAGGCGAGCACGCGGAUGCGCAAGAUAUUCCACUUGCUGAUCGUGCUGGUCUUUGUGCCCGGCCUGGUCUAUCAGUGCGCCUUGCUCUACAUUGCCACGGGCAUUGCUCUGGCCAUAUUCGUGGUGCUGGAGCUGCUGCGUCUGCUGCAGAUGCCGCCGUUUGCGGACACUUUAGCAAAGGCCUUCGACUCCUUCAAGGAUGUCAAGGAUGCGGGCCAGCUGGCGCUGACGCCCUUCUGCCUGUUGAUUGGCUGCGCGCUGCCCAUUUGGCUGACGCCCUGCCCCUGCGCCUGCCAGACGGCCGCCCCGGAGAGUCCGCUGCUGUUGCUCCUAUCCGGCGUACUCUCUGUGGGCGUCGGCGACACGGCCGCCAGCGUGCUGGGCUCCAAGUACGGACGCAACAAGUGGGCCAAUUCCAGUCGCUCCUUGGAGGGCACCGUGGCCUUUGUGCUGUCCGUGCUGCUCUCCGUUUGGCUGCUGCAGCUGGGCGGAGUCCUGGUCAUGAGCCAGGCCAAAUGGUUCGCCACGCUGUUUGCGGCGCUCAACACGGCUUUGGUGGAGGCCUUUACCGAUCAGGUGGACAAUCUGGUGCUGCCGCUGGUCUUUUACAUAAUCGUUGGGUUAGCCUAAGCAUAAACGUGAUAUAUUUAUGAACAUUCCAAUUAAGCCAAAGAUUUGAACAAUAUUUGUAAAUAAAAUAC